AGUGCCGUCGCUUCGCUUGCCUCUGACAAAAAUGUCUGGGAUGCUGUGAUGCAAAAUGAGAAAGUCAUGGAGUUCUUCCAAACUCAGCAGACCAGUGCCCUUUCCCAUGACAUGGAUGUGAAUGACAAGGAAUCAGCGGCAUAUAAUGAAUUUAAUGACCGGGAAUCAAUAAAGAAAAUGGAUUAUGAGUCUGAUGGGGAAUCUUCUGGAAGCUCUGCAAGCAGGUUCAUGGGCUUCAUGGAAAACAUCAAGUUUACAGCAACAGAGAUGGUGAAGAAUGUGUCUGAUUUCAUCCAGAGCCUCUUUGGUGGUCUUGGUGCAGGAAAUGCGUCUGCAGAUGAGAAGGGCAGCGCCAGCAGUGGAGUGCCCAUGGACAAGGUAAUGGGAGCAUCCUUCAUGGGAUUGGCCGUCUUAGCGAUUAUGGUGGUGGUGCUGAAGCGUGGGUAGAUACUACUUGCUUAUAAAUUAGCCGACAUUACAUGUAUAAUCUCUUUUCCAGACUGACUUGCUCUAAAAUGCUCUCUCUGUUGCCUGUUGGGUAGUUGAUUCCUGCAGUUUUCGAUUUAUCCUACAAUACACAUAUACAAUACAUGUUUAUAGUCAAUGAUGUAAAUGUUUAUUUAAGCCUUCCUAAUUGUCGUUAUGAUUCAUGGAUUUAUUAGAUCUGAAUACUCCUUCUAGCUA
Macadamia integrifolia is the source of this 684-nucleotide messenger RNA. RefSeq lists its product as uncharacterized. The record is from RefSeq and is a predicted model, not a curated record. NCBI's taxonomy places the organism in Eukaryota, Viridiplantae, Streptophyta, Magnoliopsida, Proteales, Proteaceae.